Molecule: messenger RNA, 1242 nt
Organism: Rangifer tarandus platyrhynchus (Svalbard reindeer)
Lineage: Eukaryota; Metazoa; Chordata; Mammalia; Artiodactyla; Cervidae
Source: the annotation of a GenBank genome assembly
AUGUCCCCACUCCUGGCUCUGGGACUCCUGGUGGCUGGACUCUGCUCCAGUGUCCACUGCUUCCCAGAGAAUGUGACCCCUGUAAAACAGCACAAAGGGGCAUCUGAGGAUGACCACACAUUAGCCUCCAGCAACACCGACUUUGCCUUCAGCCUGUAUAAGCAGUUGGCUUUGAAGAACCCCAAUAAGAAUGUCAUCUUCUCCCCUCUGAGCAUCUCCAUAGCCUUGGCCUUCCUAUCCCUGGGGGCUCGUGGCUCCACCCUGACGGAGAUCCUGGAAGGUCUCAAGUUCAACCUCACAGAGACCCCGGAGACAGAAAUCCACCAGGGUUUCCAGCACCUCCUGCAGACAUUCAAUCGACCUAGCAGUGAGCUGCGGCUGAGCGUGGGCAACGCCAUGUUUGUGCAGGAGGAGCUGAAGCUGCUGGACAAGUUCAGGGAAGAUGCCCGGGCGCUGUACGCCUCCCAGGCCUUCUCGACCAACUUCAGGGAUCCUGAAGCUGCCAAGAGUCUAAUAAACGACUAUGUGAAGAAUAAAACCCAGGGGAAAAUUGAGGACUUGUUCAAGGACCUUGACCCGCUCACAAAGGUGAUUCUGGUGAAUUACAUCUACUUUAAAGCCCAGUGGAGGACGCCCUUUGAUCCCAAACAGACUUACAAGUCAUAUUUCCACUUGAGCGAGAACAAGAGGGUGGAGGUGCCCAUGAUGAGUACUGGGGGCCUAGUGACCCCUUACUUUCGGGACGAGGAGCUGGGCUGCACGCUGGUGGCGCUCACAUACACCAGCAAUGACAGCGCCCUCUUCAUCCUCCCCGACGAGGGCAAAAUGCAGGAGCUGGAAGCCAAGCUGAUCCCGGAGACGCUGACGAGGUGGCGAGAAUCACUGUACCCCAGACGGAUACAUGAACUCAACCUGCCAAGGUUUUCCAUCUCCAGUGACUACGAUAAGCUGGAAGACAUACUUUCCCAGCUGGAAAUUAAGAAAGUCUUCACCCAGGAGGCAGACCUGUCAGGAAUCACAGAUGACCACAAGCUAGAGGUUUCCCAGGUGGUCCACAAGGCCGUGCUCGACGUGGGCGAGGAGGGCACGGAAGGAGCUGCCUCCACAGGAAUCAAGGUGGGAAUCACGUCCAUAAACGAGAUCCCCUUGAGCUUCAACAGGCCCUUCCUGAUCGCCAUAGUUCUCAAAGACACCCAGAGCAUCAUCUUUCUGGGGAAAGUCACCAACCCCAGUCAAGCCUAG